This is a messenger RNA of Diachasmimorpha longicaudata, 1469 nucleotides long. RefSeq lists its product as uncharacterized. Bases 365 to 1018 code for a protein of 217 amino acids. Gene Ontology annotation, cellular component: mitochondrion. The transcript is spliced from 7 exons. The record is from RefSeq and is a predicted model, not a curated record. Gene Ontology annotation, biological process: neuron apoptotic process; intrinsic apoptotic signaling pathway in response to oxidative stress. NCBI's taxonomy places the organism in Eukaryota, Metazoa, Arthropoda, Insecta, Hymenoptera, Braconidae.
CGAAAAUACACAAUUAAGACAAUGCAUCGUCUUAUUUCUAGUCUGUUCUGUACUCUUGGUUCCUUGAGCUGCCCCUCGUUCUUAUUUAUCGUAGUGACCAGUUGUGAUGAGACUGAUGAGUAGAUUGGAGUGACUUUAUGUACGUGUGGGGACUUUUUACACCCACAAAUGUUACUAUUUGGAGGAUUGUGGUCGGAGAGAGGUGGCGAUUGGCCAAUGGGAAUAUUGGAGAGAGAGGAAGGCGAUGAGGUGAGGUUUGGUUCGGUUGACUUCCGGUAAAUGAGCCUUUAUGAAGUGGUGUGACUGUUGAUUUGAUCUUUCUAAUCAGUUAUAAACAGUCUUUGAUGAUUAUUAGAGGAUUGAGAUGGCAUUUAGAUAUGCAAUGAGGAGUCUCUGUAAGAUGAGAGGGGUAACCAUGGUGGGAAUCGGAAUAUUUGCAAAAUGCGAGGGUUUUGAAACUAGCGGUUUGAAAGAGGAGCAGCGCGUUAAGUUUCAGGUGAAGGACUUUGAAAAACUGUCAUUCGAUUAUCUCAUAAAACAGUCUAGCAUUGAGGCAGUUAAUAGUGCCAGCCAGGCACUUACUGUCACAUAUUCAGCUAUUGAGAUCACUAGCAAUGAGUACAGGGAACUCUUGGGGCAACUGAUCAAUCUGAUGGAGGAGACAAUGAUUACCGAGAUCAGUGAUGAACAUCAAGAUUUAAUUAUCGAAGUUAGGCUGGAGAUGGAGAGCAAGAAAGAAGUUUUGACUCGACUCCUAGGGUACAUGGAAUACGUCCAGGAAAUGGCAAAAGCGGUGACGAACGUAAGUUUUCUCGCUGGAAUGGAUAAUCUAUCAAUUUCGUUGUCUGAAAGGAUGGAAGAUGCACAGAAACAAAAGGAGAGAGAGGUUUGUGACAACAAAAAACUGGAGACAGAGUACUACAAAAUCCAAGAACAAUGUGUAAGACAAGGUGAAACGAGAGAGAAGUCCAGGAGUUCAGACAGUGCGAAUGUGCCGGAAGAGUUGGAUUUGGACUAGAAGUGAACGAUUUGUACAUAGCGAGGGAUGACUUGUCAUUCAGUACUGAAAUGAUGAACAAUAAAUUCUACAUAAAAAAGGAUCGAGAUGAAUUGAGACGAUGUGACGACCUGGCACCAUCACGAGCCCCAGUGCCCUCGCUUCUGUGUGAUCCUCGGAGAGAAAUUCCUCGCAUGAACCGAGAAUAACGUUAGCAUCUCGAUCAGUGCAUAAGAACGCACCUGUAAGGACCCUUCCAUCAGUCAUUUUUAUUCUCAACAGUCGAUUCAACCAGGAACGUAGCUUUCGUUUGCCAGAAGUCUCCUCACUCGGUGAUGUCUGUAUGAAAAAAAACCAGUGUAUCUGUAGCUAAAUGAUCUUAGAAAAGUGAUAAUGUGAUUUUGCCAUUGUUUUUGAACUAUUUUUAACAGAAUAAAAAAUAAACUGGGGCGCGAAAGAGUUUUUACAUUUA